AUGCAUGACGAAGGACAUGAUGCCGGUAGCGAGGACAUCAUUCUGCAUCCAUGCGUACCAGGCGGCCCACAGGCGCUCGGCGACGUUCAGGUGGGCAUUGUACUUGGAAACCUCGGCGAACUGGGACCAGCCAUGCCGGGGGCUCCGGGGUAUUUUGCAGCACGGUUGUUUGUUUGCCUUGUUUGCUCGUGGGCACCGAACUACGAGUUAGCAGUGACCACCACAUACUUGCUCUACACACAUCAUGUCCUGCCAGUCCUGCCGACAUGUCGCUCAUUCAAGAGUCCGUCCAACCCCACGAGUAAUCACCCACUACUGACGGUCGCUUCCGCCAGAAAUGCCUGCGGCGUCAACUCCCAGCUCGAUCGCCUCCAACAACACCUGACAUGCGUCGCCGUUAUUGAUGAUCCCUCCAGUCAGCAGAUCGCACAUCUGCAGAGCCUGAUCCACUCCCUCUCCAUCACCUCCAAAACCCAGCCCCUUCUCUCCGCGAACCGGCUGGCGGAUUUGAUCUCUGGCGCGGCCGUGUCUCGCCUCCGAGCAGAAUCCGCCACCGAGAUUGUCGCCCUCCAUGUGUGGCUCGUGACCGCCAAAGCUGCCGUCCAGGCAUCUAGUCUGGCCAUGAACGAGCUAUUGAACCGAACCCUACAACUUCACCAAGAGGUUAGCUAUUGGGAUGAAGUAUUAGAUUCACCGUGGUACAGCGGCCUCUAUACUGUGCAGACAUUGCCCCUCCGAUUGUGGAAAUGGACCAAAGAGUUGUAUUCAGACCAAGAAAUUCAGGAUUGGAGAGUCCAAUCCGUGUCAACGUCAAUAGCCGCCCGAUGGGCCCGGUUUUAUCAAGUGGUCAGGCAAAGUGCUCGGACACGACCGGCAUUCUCCUUACGAAUCAACCGCCUGACCCCAAUCAGGGAAUGCAGGGCACAAGUACAGCAAAAGAGGGACCUCCUCAUGUCCAUCACGGAUAUCCAUACCAGCAGCUUGGGUCUGAUGAUGGAAGGAUGGCGCUUUCUGGAGCUGAACGAGAUAUCCGCAAGUCAGGGACCGGACGGUGGGUCGCUCAAGUCGUGGUGUGAUGCGGUCGGUCGGUCCGUAGCCCUCACCGAGACCCUUCUGCAGCAGGUGGCUGACCCACCUGAUACCCAAACCUUCGAAAAAGUGGUCUCCGCGGCCAUCGACCAGGAGAGCCACAGCGCACAGGUGCAAUGGCAGCAGGGGGGUUUCCCGCUGCAGAAACCCCUGCAUCUGAUUGACCGCCUGGUGCAUGUUCUGCGAACACAGCUCCCGGACCAUCGGGCAUCGGUGUCGACAUUUAUUGGUCUCCAUGGACGUCCGUCGCGCCUGAUCCGGUAUUGGCUCCCGGCCUUUGUGGCAAUCUCGUCGAGUGGAGCGUCGGUGCAAUUCCUGGCUAGCCACCGGGACCAAAUUCUCCACUGGAUCAUUGACAUUGGCGCCACCGUGGUUGACUUUGGCAGUAACUGGGUGGUGGAUCCCAUUCGAAAGCUCGUUGGGACCAUCCGACAUGAUGAGAAGAGCGAGAUCGCCAUUAUGAGCAAGAACAGUUUGGUGGCUGACCGGGCCAGCCUGGAGAGAAUGGUGGUGGACUUUGUUCUCGACCGUCCUGAUCUCAGCCCCGGAACGCCGGCGACGGAAGACACCACCGCGAUCGUCAAUGCCGUGAAGGAGGGAGAUCUGACACCCGUGCUGCGGGCCUACGAGCGAGAUUUACGGUCCCCGUUCGUAGGGACCAUCAAGGGCGACCUCGUACGCGCGCUCCUGAUCCAGAUCCAAAAGACCAAGGUCGACGUAGAGAUUGCAAUCAGCGGCAUUGACUCUCUUCUGAAGAGCCAAGAACUGGUCUUUGGCUUUGUGGGGCUCACCCCCGGGAUUUUGGUGUCCUAUGCUACCCUGCAGUGGCUGGCUGGCGUUCUCGGCAGCCGACGCGGCCUGCGGCAAGGCAAGAGACAGGAUGCUUUGCGGCGUGGGUUACGGAACAUCACUCGGGUCUUGUCUCCCUCCUCUCAGGGCGUUCUUUCCCACAAAGACGCCGGGCGACUCAUGUGCGAGGCCGAGUCGCUGCUUCAGGCGGCCGAGUCGGUCCUGGGCGGCCGGCAAUACCACGAGCUGCGGCAGGAUGUGCAGGAUCUUCUGGAUACGAGCGGCGGGGUCGAGCAGCAGCAGCGGGUGGUAGAGCGGAUGCGAUGGACGUAUUCCCCAACCACAUAA
Molecule: messenger RNA, 2226 nt
Organism: Penicillium riverlandense
Lineage: Eukaryota; Fungi; Ascomycota; Eurotiomycetes; Eurotiales; Aspergillaceae
Product: NCA2 family protein
Exons: 4
Coding region: 1-2226 (741 amino acids)
Cellular component (GO): mitochondrial outer membrane
Source: RefSeq, a predicted model, not a curated record